CUUGCAGAAUUUAAAAAAUAAUGUAUUGUCAAAAGUUCAAAAGUUCAUCACUUGUUCAGAUUAAAGUUUUAUUUCAACCAAUUGAACCAAUGUGUUUUUAAAUUCUACAUGUACAUCAUCAGAAUUUUUACUACCUCAAUAUAAAUUCAGUGGGUAUUGGUUUGUUUUAAAAAGAAUCCAAAUUUGGCUGACAAUAAAUACAUAAAAAUGGAGCGAAAAUAUAUAUUUCAUUUCAUGUUACUAAUUUGUCUUUGCAAAUUUAAAUAUGCCAACUGCAUCAAACCAGCAUCUCUAGAAAAUACUUUCAAUAAAGGAGUGAUGGCCUACUCUACAGAGAGAUGGUCGUUGUGCAUUGAAAAAUUUGAAGAAGCUUUGCAUCUCUACAAACUAUACAAAUCAAUUCUAGUUAACUGUAGAUUGAAAUGUAACACUGAAACUUAUGAAUGUCAAAUCAAAGACGAUAUUGCUGACCUGAAGAUAUAUGAAAAAUAUUUCAAUAAAAGGAAUUGUCUUAACAUUUGUCAGGAUAAAGAAUUUAAAAAUUUGAAUCUUAACAGAAGCCUUGAAGAUUCUGUACUCCAUGAUAUGCAGGCCAAGAAACCUUACGAAUAUCUUCAUAUAUGCUAUUUUCAACAAAGGAUGUUCCAGAAAGCUGCUUCGGCUGCCUAUACAUACUUAGUUGCCAACCCUAAUGAUGACACCAUGCAAGAUAAUAUGCACUAUUAUAUAGCACAGCCAGAAAUAGACCCUAAGGAGAUAGUUGAUAUGGAAAGUGAGGACUAUGUUGUUAUGUACAAUUUAGGUAAGAAAUCCUACAAACAGAAUAACUGGGAAGAGACAGUAGCUAGCAUGGAAGAAGUUAUAAAAGACUAUUUGGCUUUUGAAAGCAAUUGUCGUGUAGAAUGUGAGCGGCAACCGGGACAAGAAUGGUCCUCAGAAUUUGUAAUAACAAUGUCAAACAACAUGGCGUCUCUUUUACACUGCCAUCAACAAUGCCAAGAUAAACUGAAGUUCCUUAAAUAUAACUCUGGAGUAGAGUUCAUUGCAGAUGUACUUAAUUAUAUACAAGUAGCAUAUUUCCAUCUUGAAAAAUACAAUGAAGCUGCAGAGGCUGUUGCAAGUUAUUUGGUUCUGAUGCCUGAGGAUGAGGAUAUGUUGGAAAAUGUCAAAUUUUAUAGAAAACAUGUAGAUGAAAAAGCUUUUGUUCCCCGAGCUGAAAUAGUGUACUAUUUGAAACGUGAUACAUAUGAGAAGAAUCUUCUUUUAUUUUUUCAUCAAGGAAAGAAGCAGGAUAUUGACUUUGACGCCAUUCUCAAAACUUAUAAUUUUUUGAAAUAGGCCUUCCUGAUUUGCUAUUUAUCUAUGGAUAACAAUUUAUACUUGUGUUUUAUGUUCCUAGACUCUGAUUUCAAUUUAUUGGAGGUAAUACUAAUAAGUUGUAAUUCUAAUGUACACAAACAUACUUGAGUACAAAAAAAAA
Molecule: messenger RNA, 1480 nt
Organism: Spodoptera litura
Lineage: Eukaryota; Metazoa; Arthropoda; Insecta; Lepidoptera; Noctuidae
Product: cartilage-associated protein
Biological process (GO): collagen fibril organization
Cellular component (GO): endoplasmic reticulum
Molecular function (GO): protein binding; collagen binding
Source: RefSeq, a predicted model, not a curated record